This is a messenger RNA of Purpureocillium lilacinum, 1185 nucleotides long. Its product is annotated as D-xylose 1-dehydrogenase (NADP(+)). NCBI's taxonomy places the organism in Eukaryota, Fungi, Ascomycota, Sordariomycetes, Hypocreales, Ophiocordycipitaceae. The record is from RefSeq and is a predicted model, not a curated record. Gene Ontology annotation, molecular function: nucleotide binding.
AUGGCUUCCGGCGCACCUCACACCCUGAAAUGGGGCAUCAUGGCCACCGGCUGGAUCGCCGAGGUCUUCUGCAAGGACCUCCUCACCGAUCCCGCCUCGCGCGACGUCCACGACGUCCGCCACGAAAUCGUCGCCGUCUCGUCCUCCAGCUCCGUCGACAAGGCCGCCGCCUUCGUCAAGAAGAUUGACGGCCCGGCCUCGGCCAAGCUCUACGGCUCUUACACCGAGCUCGUCGCCGACCCCAACGUCGACAUCAUCUACGUCGCCACCCCGCACAGCCACCACUUCCAAAACGCCAUGCUGGCCCUCGACGCCGGCAAGAACGUCCUCUGCGAAAAGGCACUCACCGUAAACGCCUCUCAGGCGCGCAAGCUCGUCGAAAAGGCCAAGUCCAAGAACCUCUUCUUCAUGGAGGCCGUCUGGACUCGCUACUUCCCCCUCAGCAUCAAGAUCCGAGAGCUGAUCACCUCGGGCGAGAUUGGCACCGUCUACAGGACCUUGGCCGAUUUGUCCUUCAACGAGAACAAGGACGGCCAAGAUGGCACGGUCAACUUUCCCGACACGCACCGCAUGGUCAACAAGGACCUCGCUGGAGGCGCUCUCCUGGACCUCGGUAUCUACGCCCUGACUUGGGUGUUCCAGACUCUCUAUCACGUCCAGCCGGAAAAGGACAAGGAGGCUCCCAAGGUUGUCGCUGCCAUCAACAAGUACAAGACUGGCGCCGACGAGAUGACGAGCAUCAUCUGCCAGUUCCCCGGCCACAAGAGCAUGGGCGUUGCCACCACCUCCAUCCUCGUCGCGAGCAACCCCGACGAUAACACCACGGCCCCUGCCAUCCGGAUUCAAGGAUCCAAGGGCGAGAUCCAAGUCACGCACCCCGCCUUCCGACCGACCGAGUUCCGCGUCAUCAAGAAGGGCAGGGAGGGCAAGGUCGAUGUCGUCGACUGCCCCAUUCCCAAGGACCCGAAGCGGAACUGGGGCCACGGCAUGUUCUGGGAGGCCGACGAGUGCGCCCGUUGCGUGCGAGACGGAAAGAAGGAGAGCGCGACGCUGCCAUGGUCCGAGAGCAUCGUCAUCAUGGAGACCAUGGAGGAGGUGUUGAAGCAAGGAGGUGUCGAGUACCCGGAGCUCAUCACGACCGACGUCUAUGACGCCAAGAGCCCGCUCAACACCGGAAAUCAGUAG